CCUAACCUAUAAAAACAAAAUGUCAUAAUAGACCACGUACCCCAAAACAUAGUCAAUGCAAACGCACUAGCUUUUCACUGAAACCUAGUUCCUAAAUUAUUCGUGAAAAUGUACCACCUUAGAACUCUUACCACUUGUAUUUUACUAGUGUUGUUCGUGUCCAGCGCCUCGCCGCACGGCCAUACCCACGACCAUCACGGCCACAGCCACGACGAGGCCCCCUCGUUUAAAUACUCCCGUGCCGCAAACGAAAAAUUCCAACAGCAUCACCACCACCACCACAAUGAGCAUGAGCAUCAUGAACCGAAAGCACCACCACCACCACCAACAAUUAACACUCAGGAGCUGUGGCUGCACGCCAUGGGUUCAACGUUACUGAUAAGCGCAGCCCCAUUCUUCAUAUUGUUUCUGGUGCCCCUGCAAAACGCGGACCAACAGCAGCCCCUAAUGAAAGUGUUACUAGCAUUUGCAUCUGGAGGUUUGUUGGGCGACGCAUUCCUGCAUUUAAUUCCGCACGCCACGACUGCCGUGGGGGGCGGACACUCGCAUUCGCAUUCUCACAGCCACGACCACGAGGACGGUGAACAUGCCCAUGAUAUGUCUGUAGGACUGUGGGUUUUGGCAGGUAUCGUUGCCUUUUUGAUGGUGGAAAAGAGUGUAAGGAUCAUCAAAGGCGGUCACGGACACAGUCACGGCAAAAAAACGGAGCAAAAGCCCAAGGACAGCAAAAAGAGCGACAAGAAAAACGACAAAUCCAAAGCUGAACCCAAAAAGGAACUGAAGGUUGCUGGGUACUUGAACCUUGCAGCUGAUUUCAGUCAUAACUUUACUGAUGGGUUGGCCAUUGGGUCAUCAUACUUGGCUGGAAACACCAUAGGCAUUGUCACAACAAUAACUAUCCUCAUACACGAAGUGCCACAUGAAAUUGGAGACUUUGCCAUUCUGCUACAAUCAGGCGUGUCUCGUAAAAACGCCAUGUUACUGCAGUUAACAACUGCCCUUGGUGCACUGGCUGGGACAGCCCUUUCACUGAUGGCUAAUAACAGUGAGGGACUCGCAACAUCAUGGAUUUUGCCCUUCACAGCCGGUGGAUUUAUUUACAUAGCACUAGUGUCAGUCAUUCCUGAAUUAUUAGAUGAAGAAAAGCCAAGCAUAAUACAAACUGUGUUACAAAUUGUAGCUAUGCUAGCUGGUGUAUUCAUGAUGGUUAUAAUUGCGGAAUUUGAAUGAUGUACUUACAUAAAUACAAGUUUAAGUAACAGACAAUUUUAUUUAUACAUAAUGCAUUAUUACAACAAUUAUGUGAACUUUAAUAUGGUAGAAUUUGUUAAAUAAAAUUUUAUUUUCCUAA
This is a messenger RNA of Aethina tumida (small hive beetle), 1351 nucleotides long. RefSeq names its product protein catecholamines up. NCBI's taxonomy places the organism in Eukaryota, Metazoa, Arthropoda, Insecta, Coleoptera, Nitidulidae. Gene Ontology annotation, biological process: intracellular zinc ion homeostasis; zinc ion transmembrane transport. The transcript has a single exon. The coding region runs from base 109 to 1230 and encodes 373 amino acids. The record is from RefSeq and is a predicted model, not a curated record. Gene Ontology annotation, molecular function: zinc ion transmembrane transporter activity. Gene Ontology annotation, cellular component: membrane.